UACAUAUAUAUAUAUAUAUUUGUCUCUUAAAUGCUGUGCUACAUAUAAAGAGCAGAUUUUUGGUGAGUUUGAGCUCAUUUUUUUUCUUGAAUACAUGCACAACAGUCUUGGAUGCUAAACAAUGAUACAAGGUUUGUCUGAGAUUGCUGCUAUGUGCAUCGGCUUGAUGGGGAUGAUCGGUGCCUCUGCAACGACUGGCUUGCCUAUGUGGAAAGUCACAGUUUCCACUGGAGAAAAUGAAACAGAGAUGGAGACCCGUUGGGAGGGUUUGUGGAUGAACUGCCACAGAGACACAAAUAUCAGGAUGCAGUGUAAGGUGUAUGACUCCUUGCUUGAUAUCUCCCCUGAGCUGCAGGCUGGCAGAGGUCUGAUGUGCUGUUCUAUUGCAUUGUCAGGAGUCGGGCUGUUGGUCGCUCUGGCUGGGAUGAGAUGCACUUCCUGCUUUCAGGGUAUCAAAUGGGCAAAAACUGUAAUCCUAAUGGUUGCUGGGGGAAUACAGUUUAUGGGCUGCAUCUGUGUGUUUGUACCUGUUUCAUGGACUGGCUACGUUAUCGUAAGAGAUCUACACAAUCCACUGUCGACUAAUACAGAGAGAAGAGAGGUGGGAGAUGCCCUAUACAUUGGUUGGGCGACUGGAGCUUUCCUUUUGGCCUCAGCCUUGUUGUUUACCUGCAGAUGUUUGGCCUCAGAUGGCAAGCUAACAAUGACGAGCUAUUACCCCGUCUCAACCCUCAAGUCAACUAGGAAUUCUCAGAGGAAUAAAACUUUAGAUGCACAACUUCCUAUACCACUACAAACUGCGGCUCAGGACAUGAUGAGCAGUGAAGCCCAGAUGAACCGGUCUGCAUGCUCUCAGAAGGCUGGAAACAUUCAUAUCUCAGGAAACUCAUUGUAUGCAACCCAGAACACAAGUUCAUUCAGUGGAAUGUGUGACCCAGUGGCAUAUAACUGCUAUUAUUAAAUUGAAUUAUUAAAAGAAUGUGAUAUCUUAUCUUCAUAGAAAAAUAAUAUUAACAAAGGUCACAAUUAUUUAUAAGUGUUGUGAUUCCUCUAUUUCCUUAAAAAUGUACUCAGCAGAAGAUAUGUUAGAAGGAUGCUUCUUUACUUUUAUUAAAAGUUUGUUUAACCUCUAUAAAAGUUUGUUUGUAAAAUGCAUUAUUCUUAAUAAACAGAUAAACAGGAACUCUGACCCAGCUUGAUGUAGAUCGAACUGUAAAAUUAUUAUACAUCCUAAGUAAACUGUUCAUUCACUGUUAUGAUAUAAACAAAAAUAUAGUUGAACUUAUUUAAUACAAUAACAAAAAAGGUUAAACAACAGAAAUUAUAUUUUGGGGACAUCAAAGCCAUAUCCCACUUUUUCACCGAGUUCCCUAAGCCUGGCUCUACUCCAUUCCAGCAAAUUUAAAACCUUUCCAUGUUCAAAUGUUUUAAUAAUUGCUGAUUUUACCUACUUCUGAGCUGGGCCAAAAGCAAAACAAAAGUACAGCUCCUGCAAAAGCAGUAAUGGAAAUAUUGGAAAUUAAGUUAGUUGGAGUGGAGUCAUUGGAAAAUACAGCAACAGAUUUUGGAUAAACAGAAACCAGAGGUGUUGUGCUGCCUUGUAUGCAGCUGUCAUCACAUCAAGUGGAAAAAUGUUAGCAGAUAUACCAGAACUGAAAACAUACAUAAACUGUAUUCUCUUUUGGUUUGUCAUGAUUAAAAAUAAAGAAGCAUCUGAGCUUCUUUGUUAAAACACACUUAAAAGGUGUGCCUAAAUACACUCACAUAAAUAUUUCACCCAAGUUUUAAGAUGUACAAUUUUAUUACACAACACAUUCACAUUUACUUUUUUUCCUAGAUCGUUUUAAUGAAUACAUAAUAAAAAAUAAACA
Molecule: messenger RNA, 1871 nt
Organism: Cyprinodon variegatus (sheepshead minnow)
Lineage: Eukaryota; Metazoa; Chordata; Actinopteri; Cyprinodontiformes; Cyprinodontidae
Product: claudin-8-like
Exons: 1
Coding region: 122-961 (279 amino acids)
Biological process (GO): bicellular tight junction assembly; cell adhesion
Cellular component (GO): bicellular tight junction; plasma membrane
Molecular function (GO): structural molecule activity
Source: RefSeq, a predicted model, not a curated record